CAUAGGUUUCUGUCUUUGUUUUCUCUAUCUUCUUCCUCUUAUUAGUGGACAAAAGAUAAGCCGUUGCAUUUGCAGAGUGAUCCAGACCCAAUUCUCCAUACCCUUGCUUUGUAUUAUGCGUGUGCCUCACCUUCAUGAUGAUACCAAGUUAUCGUUAUUCUCAUCAUCAUCCUAUUCCUUUUGAUCUCAAUGAAGAACAUCACCUUUUCACUACUACUACAUAUCCUCAACUCUCUUCUCCUUCUUCUUCUUUAUCAUCUUAUUCUUAUUGGGACCAUCAUCCAAACCACUUACAAAUAACUCAUCAACAGGCUGAGAAGAUUCAUGUUCCUUCUAGUGGAGGAUCAUGGGAUCAUAUUCAUGACCACAGAAAAAAAGAAGAAAAAGAAGAAGAAGAAGAGAAGGAUGGAAACAAGAAGAGUAGUAAACUGCUCAAGUUAAAAAUUUUGAAGAAAGAAGAAAGGAAUGAAAAUCAUCAUCUUGAUAAUCAAGCUCAUCAUGAUGAGGAGGAUCAUGGUUCGGUGAAGUGGAUGUCUUCAAAGAUGAGAAUCAUGGGUGGUUCUGAUACUAAUAAUUUCAGGUUAAGGUUUGAUGAAGAGGGACCAAAGCAGCAAGCGCCGCUAUCCCCUUUACGAACUGAUAAUAGCAGCAGCAACAGUAACAACAACAACUCUUCUUCAAACCGUCAUGAAAAUAAUAAUAAUAUGAUUGUUAGGGUUUGUUCUGAUUGCCACACCACAAAGACCCCUCUUUGGAGAAGUGGACCAAGAGGCCCCAAGUCUCUUUGCAAUGCUUGUGGAAUUAGACAAAGGAAGGCGAGGAGAGCUGCCGCGGUGGCGGCCGCGGCGGAGGUUGCAGCAUCAGAGAACGAUACAACUCUCAUGGCUUCUACUGAUGAUGAUGAUGGUAUGAAGAAGAAUGAAAAGAAGUUACACAAGCACAACAACAAAGAUAAGAAGUUGAAAGCCAAGUGUAGUGCACCAAAUCAGUUGAAAAAGAAGCACAAAAUUGGAACCAAUAACAAUAAUAAUAAUACUAAUAAAUUAUCUCAUAGAGGAAGAAAGAAGGUUGGUUUUGAAGACUUGACAAUAAGUUUGAGCAAGAACUUGGCUUUAAAUGUGUUCCCUCAUGAUGAGAAAGAGGCUGCAAUCUUGCUCAUGGCCUUAUCCUAUGGUUUACUUCAUGGAUUUCCCUCAGAUCGUUACUUAGAUUAAUGAAAUUUUUAUUUUGUAUGAAUAAGUACUUAUUAAUAUUAUUAUUGUAUGAGACUAGUUUUUGCUUUGUGGUGUGGAAGAAUAGGACGCAUUCAUGAAGUUAUAGUACUUUAUUAUUAUUAUUUAGGAAUUAAUAUAUAAUAGAGGAAAUAAAUCAUUGGAUCGGUGACUUUAUAUGAACUUUGUAACCAUUAAUUAUUAUGUUAGAUUUGAGCAAGUAGACAAACACAAAUGCGAUGAUUCUCUUGUUCUGU
Molecule: messenger RNA, 1468 nt
Organism: Arachis stenosperma
Lineage: Eukaryota; Viridiplantae; Streptophyta; Magnoliopsida; Fabales; Fabaceae
Product: GATA transcription factor 21
Exons: 3
Coding region: 135-1214 (359 amino acids)
Biological process (GO): regulation of DNA-templated transcription
Molecular function (GO): zinc ion binding; sequence-specific DNA binding
Source: RefSeq, a predicted model, not a curated record